GUCCCGCCCCGCCGAGGCGGUAGCGGCGGGGAGGAGAGAGGGAGAGAGGGAGCCAUGGGCUCGGCGGCGGAGCUGCUGCUGCUGCCGCCGCCGCCCUCGCCGCUCGGGGAAUGCGAGCGGGAAGCGGGGGAGGCGGCCUCCGCCCGGUACCGGCGGCGACCGGAGGAGCAGGUCCAGCAAGAACAAAGAAACCACACCACGGAACCUGUAAUAGAUGACUAUAAAAAGAUGGGGACUCUCUUCGGCGAACUAAACAAAAGCCUUAUCAGAAUAGGCUUCACAAGGAUGUACUUUGGAGAACGGAUAGUAGAACCUGUAAUAAUUAUAUUCUUCUGGGUUAUGCUCUGGUUUCUCGGCCUACAAGCUCUUGGACUGGUUGCUGUUCUGUGCCUUGUCAUUAUUUAUGUACAACAGUAAAAUUUUAUAGAUGCUGUUGGGAUUAUGUAUUUCGACACUGUCACUAUGUCAGUGGUUUUAUGUGUUUAAGUAAAUGGGUGGCAUAUCAAAAACUGCAAUGCUUCAAAUUGCAUUUCGCUGAACUUCCAACGUUCAAAAUUAUGCAUUCUAAGAAAAGUCAGCUAUGUUUCUGAAGGGCAAAAAAAUGUAUGUUUUUAAUAUAAUGGUGUCCAAUGUACUGUUUUCUGCACUCUCUGGGGCCUUAGUCCAAGGACUGGCUUUUUGUUCCCACCCUCCUCACCCCCCUAACGUUCUUGCUUUGUACAGUGAAAAUUUCCUGUCUGUUUUUAAGAGGACACUUGAUUUGAGUGUCCUGUUUCACUGUUGGCGGGGGGGGGCUUGUGUGCUGUUUGUUCCCUGAGUCUGCAUAAUUUGCUAGUUUUUUGCUGAAAAGCUAAAUCUGCACAAGGGAGGUGUGCUAACAAACCUACCAUGACAAACGUUCGUAAGGUGAAUACAACUUCCCGACACUGAAAGCAUCUUUGGUUAGUGUAGUUUGUAGCAAGCUUUCCCCCAGGAAACCCGCUUUGCCAGCAAAAUGCUUUUAUACUGAUACUAGUGACUUCACACAAGGCUUCAGCUGUUGCUUAGGAGGAAUUGCUGUCCUAUAUUGGCCAAAUGGUCUAACGUAGCUCUGCUAUGGUUUUGGAAAUGUACUCGACUCCUGCUGCUAUUAUUCUUUCUUUUUUUCUAUACUUGCUCUUUCCUGCAGCCCUCCUUCUGAAGGUAAAUAUUUGGUUAAUUCACGGACUCUGUAGGUAGUUACAGCUGCAGCGUUGGAGCGUUGCCAUUCCAGACGGCAAUGCUGGAAUAUUGUCUGCUUCCCCUGGGUCGCGUGUGAAGUGUCUGAGCAACCAGAGGGGGUGUCACGCCAGGUCUCUUAACGCUUGCCUAAUUUGCUGCAGUGUGGACCCAACGCGAGCUAAAGGCUUUGCGUACAUAAGCAAAUCAGACCUGUUUCCUCAUGCAAGGCAAGAUCAGGUGGUCGUUUUGUUUAGUAGUCUUAACUGAUUCAUUUCCGCGCUGGGCAACAAAAGCGCAUAUCUACAGGUGCAUAUCAUGGGCAACACAGAUCAGAGAAUAGGAUAUAUACAUUCAAGAGUAGGUGCAAAAUUCACUGUGGCUCCCCAGGAGCCAUACCAGGGGUGUAUUGAAUAUUUCCAAGUUGAAUGUGUUCAUUUCAAGGAAAACAGUAAAAUGAGAUAGAAUCUUUACUAAAUAGGCUAUCAAUUUAAUAUUUGCUGGACAUUACUUUUAGUAAGAAACUUAAUUCCAAAAUUGACUUCACCUAUGGUAGAGUGAAAUUAUACAUUUACUUAAAGAAAUGUAAUAGAAGAUGUGAAAUUUACAGAAACCUACUUAGCCUUUUUGCAGUGAAUUUUUUCCUAAACAUUUUUAUACUAGCAGAGAUCAACAGUAGAUUAGUUGAAAAUGCUGUCUUAUCCAGAGACUUUUAAAGUUAAGGGGGGCUUCUCUGUGGUCCUGCUCCUGCACCUGGAUGCCCUCAUGGAUCAUGUUGGUUGCUGGGCUCUAUUUCCAGGACCCUCGUCCCCAGUCCUUACCGACUUUGCUAUUUGUGAAAUAAUUGUUACUUAGGGCAGUGAACAUGAAGGCCCAGCUCCUUUAAAGUCUCUAUGUGCCUAAAUGUCACCUGUGGACACGUCUCUCUGCUUUUCUAAUAAACGCGUAGUCACCUUCUGAGGAGCCAGGUCUCCUCUCCAGAUCUUCAGGUGACCUUGGCUGUGGAUGCGAGAGGCUCUGCUGCACGGGCAGGACUGCAGGGGAGUGGGACUGAGGCCCAGUUGUGCAUUUAGAUGGCAACCUGUGUUGAUUGGCACCUAGUUGAAUAGUUAUGCCGAUGGCAGGGAAAUGUUUGACAACAGAUCCUGGAGACAGGGGUUUGUUCCUCGCAGCUGGAGGUCCCAAAGCAAACAGCAAGUACAGGCGGAACUCAGAGGCAGGAGCUCUGUACUCACAAGUGCCUAGGGGCAAACUUUGGGUUUGUUUCAGGUCCCUUAGAAAGCAGAACAUCUGUUUACACCUUUGCAUAUUUGUAUAGAAAUAAUGGUAGGUUAUAAUGUGUAUUCUUCUCCUGUAUAAGGGCUGUACUACAAAAGCAUCUCAUCAUUAAAAAAAAAAAUCCUUCCUUUCUACCCACAGUCAAGUUACUGUUCAGAGGAUCUCAUCCAAUUCCUUUCCUCCUGUAGGAAAAAGUGUCUCUGUGAUGUCCUUGUUGCAGUAGUACUCGUGUGUAAAGACACUGUGCUGUGAGAUGGCGUGUAGUAUUUCCUGAAGUGGUGAUUUUGCUCCGUGCAUAAGGAAUGGGGAGCAGUGAGCCGAGGGUGUGACUGACAAGUUCAGUAAGGAAAUUGUUUAUUUGCAUGUCACCUUUUAUUAUGUGCAUAACUAUGACUUUCACUCAUGAAGUCAUUUUAGUUGUUCUUUUGAUGUUCGUGUUUGUAUACGUAUAUUCUAGGGAAAGGUAACUUUUGGACUAAGACUGCGUACAGUGUAUGUUUUAUAUGGUUUCUCUUAAGGGUAACUUACUACGUCUCGUCCUUCAUAGAAGUUUUUCAUUUUUAAAAAUCUGAAGAAAUAUCUCUCCUAAUAGAGUUUGGUUGACUGACAAUGAAAAAGAAAAAUAAUGUGUUGCAUGGAAGAUACCCCUGGCCUGUUUGGUUUCAUACAUUCCAUUGUAUAUAAGAAUUUGCACUGAAUCGUCUGCCCUAAUUUUGUGCUAUUGCUGUACUAUCUCCCUGUCAUUUGCAGGAAAGGAAAGAGGAGUUACGGAAAAAAAAGGGGACUGGGAUAGAAUCAGACAUCAAGCGUGGAAAAUGGAAUGCAUGAAAAUGAUGCAUAUAUGUGUGAAAAGAAAUCUGGUUGUAAAUGUGUGCCAAAAGUGAGAGGGGAAUGGAUGAACAGUCCUUGCGUUGUGUUCUUCCUUCCAUCCAGGUGUACUUCUAAGGCAGAGGAAGCACAAAGUGUUCAAAGCAUGUCCCUAGCGAAAAAGCAGAAGGUUCAUUUUAAAAGAAAGAAAAUUUCACUUUUGUCUAUAUAGAAAAAAUUGAUAGUUAUUUAUAUUACUAUAUAUGAUUAUUAUUCUUGAGAGACCUGAGAGCACCUUUAUGCAUCUGUGUGUAGGACUGUAUGAAGGAAUUAUGUCCCUUAAAUCUGUGUUAAAUGACAAAUGAUGUAAUUCCUGUUGGUCAGUGUAACAUAUUGAAAGCUUUUUACAUAACCUCCAUUUUUUAAAGAAUGGACUCUUCAGCACUGUUUCACACCCGCCAAAUGCAUAAAUGUUUGAACUACUGUGUACAGAGAAGAUGCUCUACGUGUAAGAGAAUCCUGGAGAACCCUGUUUGCACUGAAAAAUCAUCACAUCGAAACUGUCCAUAUAAAAAGGAAAAAUCAUGUUUCUUAAGAACUCUGUAUUAAAUGAAUCCUAUGGAAAGCACUUUGUAAUUCUUUCUAAUAAAAAGUAUUAU
Messenger RNA from Chroicocephalus ridibundus (black-headed gull), 3941 nucleotides. It is a transcript of the gene FAM241A, whose product is annotated as family with sequence similarity 241 member A. The transcript has 2 exons. The coding region runs from base 55 to 417 and encodes 120 amino acids. Gene Ontology annotation, cellular component: intracellular membrane-bounded organelle. The record is from RefSeq and is a predicted model, not a curated record. Lineage: Eukaryota; Metazoa; Chordata; Aves; Charadriiformes; Laridae.